Molecule: messenger RNA, 523 nt
Organism: Fulmarus glacialis (Northern fulmar)
Lineage: Eukaryota; Metazoa; Chordata; Aves; Procellariiformes; Procellariidae
Product: steroid hormone receptor ERR2-like
Exons: 2
Biological process (GO): regulation of DNA-templated transcription
Molecular function (GO): zinc ion binding; sequence-specific DNA binding; DNA-binding transcription factor activity
Source: RefSeq, a predicted model, not a curated record
CUCGGCAGAAUGGCCACGGAGGAGCGGCAUCUCUCCUCCAGCUGUGGGUCCUUCAUCAAGACCGAGCCCUCCAGCCCAUCUUCUGGCAUCGACGCCAUCAGCCACCACAGCCCGAGUGGCUCCUCCGACGCUAGCGGUGGCUACGGCAUCGCCAUGGGUGGCCACCCCAAUGGCUUAGACUCGCCACCCAUGUUCAAUGGCACGGGGAUUGGCAGUGGGUCCUGCCGUAAGCGUUACGAUGACUGCGCCAGUGCCAUCAUGGAGGACUCGCCCACCAAGUGCGAGUACAUGCUCAAUGCAAUCCCCAAGCGGCUGUGCCUGGUGUGCGGGGACAUUGCUUCUGGGUACCACUACGGCGUGGCUUCCUGUGAGGCGUGCAAAGCCUUCUUCAAGAGGACUAUUCAAGGGAAUAUUGAAUACAGCUGCCCGGCCACCAAUGAAUGUGAGAUCACGAAACGGAGGCGCAAGUCCUGUCAGGCCUGUCGCUUCAUGAAAUGCCUCAAAGUGGGGAUGCUAAAAGAAG